UCGAUGCGUUGCACAGCUUGGGCCUUGGCUCGCCAACGCACAACACGCAACGACAGUCAGUUUGCAACAGUUCUUGCAUCUCUUCAUCUAGCUCGCCGUGCAAGUGUUUGUUGUUGAGGAUUGUCGACCGCGUGUCUCGAUACUCUGUCCUGGAUCAUUCGUAGAGAGCUCUUGACUAUCUUGUGAGGCGAAUUCUUUCCAUACGUCUUUGUCUAGUUCAAGUGCAGCCAUGUCGGCGGACGACCCUUUUGAUGUGGAGGAACUUUUGGAAGCUCCUUACAAAAAGCAGGACAACGGUGCCAAUCGUUCAGGCUCGGGCACUGAUGAGGAGGAGUAUAGCCGCUCGCGCAGUCACAAAAAGAAACACCGUCAUAGACACAGUGACGAUGAGGGAUCUGACCGAGAGGCAAGCAAGAAGAGAGAUCGAGAGCGACGUCGCAGUCGCAGCCGUGAUCGACAUGAGUCACGCGGAUCUCAUCGAGAUAGCCACCGCGAAAGACAAGAUCGCGACCGAGAUAGCCAUCGAGAUCGUGACGAGGACCGGUACAGAGAGAGAGACUACCGUGAUCGAGGUAGCCGCAGCAGAGGCAAUGACCGUUACAGAGACCGCGGCAGUGGCCGUGACCGCCAUGAUGACAGGCAUCGUGAUCAUGAUGAUGACAAGAAGCGCGAGCGCACGAAACGCCGUGAGUUCCUCAAGGAUGCUGAAAAGCUGACCCCCGAGGAACGUGACAUUCGCACGGUGUUCUGCAUGCAGCUAGCUAAGGGUAUUCGCGAGGAGGACCUAGAGGAUUUCUUUUCCCCAGCUGGUACUGUGGUCGAUGUUCGGCUUAUCUCAGAUAGGAACUCGCGUCGUUCAAAGGGCAUUGCCUACGUAGAGUUCAAGACACCGGACUCUCUUCCAAAGGCUAUUAGCAUGACCGGUCAACGAGUCAAGGCUGUCCCGAUUAUUGUCCAGGCCACCCAAUCGGAAAAGAACAGACUGGCAGCAGCUGCGCAGACACUCCAGAAACCGCCUGGUGUCACUCGUCUCUAUGUCGGCAAUCUGCAUCAAAACAUCAAUGAUGAAAUGCUCUCUGCAGUCUUUCAGCCGUUCGGACAGGUGGAGGGUUGCAAGGUACAGAAUGAUGAUGACGGACAGUCGAGAGGAUAUGCCUUCGUCACGUUCAAGAGUGUCGAAAGUGCGAAACAAGCCAUGGAUCAGCUCAACGGUUUUGAACUGGUUGGUCGUCCUAUCAAAGUCACCUAUGGUGCAGAGGAUCCGACUCAAGUCAGCACUCCUGUUGUAUCAGAGAGCACGUCAUUGGAUGUCUCUCGUGCGGCUCUCAUGGCCAAGUAUGCUGCUAACCCAAGCGCUGCAGCAGCAAUGCUGCCCACCCCAACUCCGUCACCUCUCCUCCCCAAUCCGCUUUCAUCAAUGCCCGGUCUUGGAGCUCCGGCGGCUCUGGGUGCAUCGGCAGGUCUUGGAACGUUCAGUCUGCAAGGCCUGGGUGGUUUGGGAGGUCUGGCUGGUGCUGCUGGAUUGACGUCUGGUCUUCAAGCGACUAUGCCGGCAGUCGCAGCUGCGCCCACAGCGCCAGCACCGUGCUUCAACUUGCAGAAUAUGUUUGAUCCGGCGAAGGAGAUUGAUGAUGGUUGGCAACAAGAGAUCAAGGAUGAUGUCUUGGAGGAAGCAACAAAGUUUGGCGAUGUUAUUCAUAUUCAUGUUGAUGACAAAUCUCCGCAAGGCUUGGUAUAUGUGAAGUGCCGUGACGGACAAGUCUCUGCCAAUGCCAUGAAGAGUCUUCAUGGUCGAUUCUUUGCUGGAAAGCAAAUUAUUGCUACUCCUGUUCCCGAAUUCCAGUAUCACGCCUUGUUCCCUGCCGCCCUUGGUGCGUUCACGCCGAUCAAGUCAAGUCGGUAGCGUCUGCCUCCAGGCUAUACUGUUUCUCUUCAGCUGUGUUAUGCUGUACAUAUGCUCCGCUACCUGCUGGCUGUUUUGUACUUUUUAGCGAUGUGUUCCGUUGACCUGUAUGCUGCAUCGUUUUCGAAUGUCAUCUUUAUGCCAUCAUUCUCAUGAAAUCCACCUUUCUGUACAUCCAAACUCCCCUUUGUUUUAAUCUUAAAUUGUCAUACUUACCGACGCAUGUAGUCGUGUGCCUCAUAUAUCCAAGCCCCUUUUCAUGAAAUUUAGCUUUUGUUGGCUUUCUUUGGGCCUGCUCUCUCCCCCUCUUCUCGUUAAAGCACCUUUGCGUUGAUAAUGUCUCGUCUUCCAGGUAUUUCAAGUAUUCGUAUGAAAUAUUAGUGUUCAGUGAUUAAUAUACAGUUCUAUUCCCAAUUAGGCUUGCAUGUGUACAUGUAUGUCACAUCAGACACUUCUCAGGAUCUGCCUUUGGCUUCUUUUGUACUUUCUGCAUAGAAGCACCAAAUUCUUUCCUUUGGUUUGAUUGGCUUGGCCAUACGUCAUCAUGGCAUUCAGAGUCGUAGAAUAGUUUACAACUCCCUGGUGGCAUUCUGAUGCCCCAGCUCUCAUGCAUGUCUAGCCUAAGUGUUCCUCACGUUUCUUGCGGACACCGGUACAGUCAGUCACGUUGGUUGAUCUGGACUUGGUGAUUGUAGGCCUGAGACAAGCCACACAGUUUCAUGUUUGUUUGUUUACUUCAACUUGGAGUCUUGAAGCUAUAAUAAAUACACUGUAUUUGA
This is a messenger RNA of Sycon ciliatum, 2682 nucleotides long. Its product is annotated as RNA-binding protein 39-like. The record is from RefSeq and is a predicted model, not a curated record. The transcript has 12 exons. Gene Ontology annotation, biological process: mRNA processing. The coding region runs from base 230 to 1903 and encodes 557 amino acids. Lineage: Eukaryota; Metazoa; Porifera; Calcarea; Leucosolenida; Sycettidae. Gene Ontology annotation, molecular function: RNA binding; U1 snRNP binding. Gene Ontology annotation, cellular component: nucleus.